AAUGAUGUUUAAUGAAUCAAAUUAAUUAAAUUUCAUUCAUUCUUUCAUUAUCUUUCAUUCCAGAUGCUACAGAAGGAAUGAUCCUCGGAUCCUUAGGGACACUACAGGGGCUGCAUCAAUAUCGGGAGUCGCUAAACACACUGUAAUACAUCAUAUUUGAACACUGCUGGUCUGAGUAAAUAUAAACAUGAGGAAUUAAUUGUUCUGUAAACGUUAGAGGCCAUGUCUGUGGUACUCUAUUAUUGCCAUAUUUCAGGAGAGGUCAUUGACACUAGUCCUAGGAGUGUUGUUGGUUGUCCUGGACUGUGAAUGAUUGACUAUUAGAUACACUUGUAUCCUAUGUCACCUGCCCCAAUGCCAGUCAUGUUUGAUAUACAUUAGCAUUGUUACCCGUCACGGACCAUGAAUUUUGGAAUGUUUCAUACCUCUAGUAUGGUAUAUUGUCAUAUUAUAUCACCUGCCUCGUUACUAGUCAUAUUUGGUGAUAUUAAGGCACAUACAAAUUGCUGCUGAUGAAUAAUAGUAUUUUAAUGUUCCAUGUUAUGAAUUGUACACUUAUUCUAAAUAUUUCAUUAUCACAAAGUAUAAAUCACUACAGACCAUACAAUGUUUCUCCUGCCAAUAAGGACCAAGACAUUCCAGGGCCCCCGCAUGACUUGCAUCAUGACAGCAGAGACGUUCGACGUGAUCCAUUUCACCAAGAACUCUUACCAAGGGACACGACUCUCGGGAUCCCUGUACCAUCGAACGGUGAUAUCUACGUUUCAUCGGAUGGCGUACCGCCUGAUGAUGGCACUGAUGUCGAUGUUGUUGUUCAUGGUUAUGUGUGUAAUAUUUGCUGUCAGUUACGUUUCCAUUCACAUGUUCUUGAGGUUUCAGAUCUCGUUCACAGUGAUUCUUGUGAAUGUACGGCGACAACCCAUCAACUUUCGCUAUGCAAAUAACUACUCGCUACUGUUUCUCCACAUUCUGUUGAUGUGUAUUGGUGGUUUUGGAUACAUAUGUCUUAUUUAUGUCGAUAUUUGAUUGAUAAUAUUUAUUUGUAUUUUUUGUUUAGGUACAUUAAAUUAUUCAUUUUGUUGAAAA
Molecule: messenger RNA, 1086 nt
Organism: Mizuhopecten yessoensis (Yesso scallop)
Lineage: Eukaryota; Metazoa; Mollusca; Bivalvia; Pectinida; Pectinidae
Product: protein C9orf69-like
Exons: 1
Coding region: 607-1026 (139 amino acids)
Source: RefSeq, a predicted model, not a curated record